Laccaria bicolor S238N-H82 is the source of this 2520-nucleotide messenger RNA. RefSeq lists its product as uncharacterized. The coding region runs from base 1 to 2520 and encodes 839 amino acids. The record is from RefSeq and is a predicted model, not a curated record. The transcript has 7 exons. Gene Ontology annotation, molecular function: guanyl-nucleotide exchange factor activity. NCBI's taxonomy places the organism in Eukaryota, Fungi, Basidiomycota, Agaricomycetes, Agaricales, Hydnangiaceae. Gene Ontology annotation, biological process: positive regulation of GTPase activity. Gene Ontology annotation, cellular component: cytosol.
AUGGGAUGGAAGCGUUAUCUAAUCAACGGCACCGCCACACAUAUCACGAUUGCAGCUGUCGUCCUUCAUUCACAUCUGUAUCCAGAUAGAUCUCUAAUUCUCCAAAUUAUCUUGCGCUCAGCAUCGUCGUCUUUGUCAGGCAGUGCGAGAAACAAGAACAUGGGGUCUUCAGUCGAUCUCCUUCCUCUUGAGAGUAAUCUCACCCACCUGGCGGCAACCAUUCGUGACGCCGAAUCAAAACUGGCAUGGCAGGAUGUUGAGACUAUUUCCCAGACACUAGCAAAUAAUCUGCGAGCGAGAGAUGGACUUGUCGAUCAUCAUACCAUCCUUGGGAAAACUCAGCUUCCAGGCACUUUGACCUCACUUCUGUCUCUCGCGCUACAUGGAUCCCAUACUCCAACGGAACCCUAUGUUAACGUCACAUUUGAGUUGCUUCGCGUAGGUGCAAAUCUUUGCAUGGACCAUGGUGACUGGUUCCCUGACCUUGAUUCAUUGGACAUCAUUGACGGAUCCCGUUCAGACGAAAACAGAGGCUAUCUUCUUGAGGCAGGCUUUCCACAAAUUGUUUUGAAUAUUCUAGAGGGCUAUGCAGACCUUAUACCCUCCCCUCCUCCAUUGACCCCUCUGACACUUUCAAUUCCACAUCUGAAGGUGAUAAGGACGGCGAUAGAUGCUGUCAAAUUCCGCUUGCUAUCUCUCGAAGCAUCUUUGACUAUUCUCAGAUUAUCCUCAGCAAUUUACCCUCCGACACUCUGGGCGCGCUCCCCAGCCCAGUUUGGAAAUAUAUCAAAUGAGGACCUUGAGGAAUCUUGGAUAUUGCGUAGCGGAAUUUCCAACUGGGCCUGGAGGACAGUUUCAGAACUCAAGGACGUCAAAGACGAAUCGCUCCAGGCUUUUACUCCCGACGUCCUUCCCUGGAUUAUACCGUCGCUAUCAAUGUUUGUUCCGCCCAACCCUCCAAACGAAAACACAGCAUUCGCACACAACGCCUCCCUUCUAUCUACUUUGCUACACACAGACUUUGAGGUCCUUGAAGAAAGUUGCACGCUGAUAGAGUCUCUCUCCCUUGACGUCGAAGACAUCCGGCUGGCCCUUGCUCGCGGAUUUUGUUUUCCGGCCGAGCACCUCGGAGUUCCCUGCUUUUCUACAAUGUUGGAGUUCAUUGAGUAUGGCGACUAUCCACCAUUGUGGAAAACCACCUUCACUGAACCGGAGAGGAAACGUAAGGAAAAGGCAUUCGAUAUUUGCAAGGCUGGACUCAUCAAGUCGGUCGUCGAGGUCGCAGGCGAAGAAAGAAAUGGAGAUGUUUUGUGGGACGAGUCUGAGGAGAAGCCUGGUGGAGAGUUUGUCUGUAAAAUGGUGAGGUGGAUCAAGGAGUAUGUCGAAGACAUAGACAGGUCUGCGAAAAACCCUGCUUCCGACUCUCCUGGCAGUCACCGAGACGAUAUGGUCAUCUGCGCAAGUCUUGCUCUGGGAAAUCUGGCUCGGCGAGAGAAAUUUUCCACGGCACUCCUGUCACCACCGCAUUCGCUUGCUCCCGUCCUUGCAUCUGCUUAUUUCUUCUCUCCUGCAGCGGACGUGAAGCUGAAACAUGGCAUACUUGGCCUUCUCAAACAUCUCGCACAAUCGUCCACUCUGUCACCUACUAUUCACACGUCGCUAGGAGAUGCAGGCAUUAUCCGCCGCAUCACCGAGAGCGACAUAUGGAGCGAGAAAGCCAAUGCAAUGGCGGAUAUUGUUCAAUUGAACGCUAUCGGCGUCGUCAAGCACAUGUGCAAUGCCAGCGUGGAGCAUUCAUUUACGCUCGUACUCCCUCCAACAGAUCGACCGACAUAUUCUGUGUCUGGCCUCUCCCAGAUUAUCGCUCUUGUUUCACGCUCGGACUCAGUCCCGAUUCAGAGUGAGGGAACCCGCGUGCUUGUCAACGUUGUGAAGUCUCUGUGGUCUAGUGAAUGGAACAAUGGCGCUGUAUCUGAAGAGAAGAAGAGGAGAAGAGAAGCGGCUAUCCGUGCCGUUCUGAUCCCCGAGUAUAUCUCUGCACUCGCUGGUCUUAUUGGACGUAGCGGAAGGUACCCCAUCUUGGUAAACGAGGGGGUCGUUGCACUCACAUUAAUAUGCACUCAUGGACAAGGCGGACCUCUGGUUCUCUCCGCCAUCACUGCGCCACUCCUGCCUCACAAUCCGUCAGUCGCGGAACCAUCCUCUGCCACUAGCAGCGAUGCCAGCUCUCCCCUCAUUGCGACGCCCCCCACCCGAGCACAUAUACCUGCCCCUCGUCACGCCUUGGACAUGCUCAUAUCUGUUCUACGUAACGUCGACAACCCCGUUAACUACCCGAUCGAAGUGCGCAUGAAUACAUGUUCUUUCUUCGUCCAACUUGCAAAACACACCUCUGGACCAGGGCUGGAAAGUGUAGAGGACUUUGUUCGUCCCAUUCUAGAAAAGACUGUAGAGAGCGGAGAGGGGAAAGGGGAAAAGCUGGCACCUUACGCCAAGCGUGUGCUGGAUUCGUGGGCCUGA